Periophthalmus magnuspinnatus is the source of this 5227-nucleotide messenger RNA. RefSeq names its product Ets2 repressor factor like 3 (gene erfl3). Gene Ontology annotation, cellular component: nucleus. Gene Ontology annotation, molecular function: sequence-specific DNA binding; DNA-binding transcription factor activity, RNA polymerase II-specific. The transcript is spliced from 5 exons. Gene Ontology annotation, biological process: regulation of transcription by RNA polymerase II; cell differentiation. The record is from RefSeq and is a predicted model, not a curated record. Lineage: Eukaryota; Metazoa; Chordata; Actinopteri; Gobiiformes; Gobiidae. The coding region runs from base 682 to 2796 and encodes 704 amino acids.
GGCGUGACUGGCCACGUUACCCCCUCCCCUCACCGUCAGUGUGGGCGGGCCUGCGCAGAAACACGACACCCAGAGGACGGAGAGACGCGGGGGGAGGAGAGAGAGAGCUGCCUGCCUGAGCCGUGAGAGUGAGUAGGGGACUGAAAAAGUCUGAAAAGAAAGAGAUCCACAACCGGAACGUUAAUUUCUGUCAAAGAAGUAGGAAAGCUUGGCGGAGAAAGAUGUCAAACAGCGAGGAAGAUGGCAUGGAGUAAACCGCUAAGAGACACUUAGCGACACAACUUGUUUUGGAGAAGCUCAACGCUCCGAGUUGAAACUGUUGUCCGCCGCAACUUGAUCAGUUUUUAUAUCGCACCUAUCUACAGGACGAAAGGCUACAACAAACAGCGAAGUGUUAGCGGCUCGGCUUCGGGGGAGAGCCAGUAGAGCGGCUGCUUUUGUCGGAGAGAAGAAGCGCCGAAGGAGCGGGCGACGACAGCGCGCGCCACGGCACGAGAGCACAGGCUGCCCCGCUGGAGCAGUAGCGAGAAAAGUUUUUUCCCGAGUUUUUAUCGGGGUUUCCUCGUGAGGAACUUUGGGAGGACGGGAGCAGAGUGACUUUUCUUUCCACGUGCAACUUCGUGGAAUUUGUGGAAGUCACACCAAACUUAAUCCACAGAGUUACAGUUACAAGACGGAACAAUGAAAACACCUGGAGAUUCUGGUUUUGCGUUCCCAGAAUGGGCCUACAAGCCAGAGUCCAGCCCGGGGUCCCGGCAGAUCCAGCUGUGGCACUUCAUCCUGGAGCUGCUGAGGAAAGAGGAGUACCACGACGUGAUCGCGUGGCAGGGUGACUAUGGCGAGUUCGUCAUCAAAGACCCCGAUGAGGUGGCCCGGCUGUGGGGCGCCCGGAAGUGUAAACCCCAAAUGAACUACGACAAGCUGAGCAGAGCACUCAGGUAUUACUACAACAAGCGGAUUCUCCAUAAGACCAAAGGAAAGAGGUUCACCUACAAGUUCAACUUCAACAAACUGGUUUUGGUCAACUAUCCGUUCAUUGACAUGGGCUCUGCUGGAAGUGCCGUCCCUCAGAGCGCUCCUCCGGUCCCGACCGCUGCAAGUACCCACUUCCGCUUUCCACCUUCAACACCAUCAGAAGUUCUCUCCCCAAAUGAUGACCUGCGCAGCCCAGGGGUGGUGUUCAGCUCUGUGGCGCGGAGAGCCCGGGGAUCCGUGAGUGACUGCAGCGACGGUACAUCAGUGAACUCUGAGAUUGAGGAGGGCCCCAUAGCUCCGGCCGAAGAGAGGACAGCGGAGAGGGGGGUUGGUGGAGGAGGAGGGUACCGUGGUAUCAUUCACCCGCGCUUACCCCAUGAGUCUCUGUUCAGGAUGUACCCAGGCAACCCGGCAGCGCACCCAAGAGGUCCCUCCAGUCACCGCAUCCACCCCGAGCCUCUGUCCCCCUUCCCUGUGUCCCCUCUGCCUGGCCCAGGAGGAGUAAGUCUCUUAGCCCCCCCUCUCUCUCCAGCACUCUCUAUGACACCCACCUCUCACCUCCCCUACAGCCCAUCGCCCAGUUUGUCCCCUAUGCUCGGCUCACACUUCUCCUUUAACCCCGAGGACAUGAAACGCUACCUGAAAGCCACACAGUCGGUGUACAAUUAUGGUUUGAGCCCCCGGGCAUUCAUACAGUACCCCAACAUCGUCGUCCCGCAGCCACACCGACCAGAGAAGUCAAGUCUGGCAACUGAGAGGGGACCAGCAGAGAGGGGAGGAGGAGAGAGGGCAGGAGAGAGACACCACCAUCCAUCUUUGGGUCACUCUGCUCACCACCUCCCACACCACCCGCACUCUGCGCACCCAUCUCACCCCAUGCACCACCCACUGCACCUGGGAGAGGAGCCACCGCAUAUGUCUCCAUUCAAGUUUAAGCUGCAACCCCCACCGCUGGGCAGGAAGCAGAGAGACGGGCAAGGUCAGGGGAAGCUCCGGCAGAGCUCCCUGUCCUCCGGCUCUGGGUCCAUGUCGUCCACAUCAGGCAUGGGCUCCUCACUGUCCUUUGGCAGUGACCUGAGUUCAGCCAGCGGCUCUGGCCUAAUCUCAGCCUCAUCUUCAACACAGUCACUUAACAGUGCUGGACUCCCUAAAAUCAAGGUGGAGCCCAUCUCUGAUAUUGAAUCAGAAGAGGAGGUGGAGGUAACUGACAUCAGCGAUGAAGACCCAGACGAGAGAGAUGAGGAUUUUGAGUUCUCCUCUCGUUUCUCCAGAGUCUCACAUCACCACCACCUUACCAAUGGCACAUCCCAUUCCCAUCAGCCUCAUCCUGAUGAUGACCUGGAUGAAGAUGUCUUUAAAGCUCCUGCCCCACCUCCGCCUGGCCUCUUGCCCUUCUUCGCCUCACAACACAUACAGUCUAAUGUUCAUCGUGGGCCACCCAUUCUUAAGACUGAACCAGCAGAACCAGAGGAGGUGAGCCCACCUCCCCCACAGCCGGGGCCCACGGGAGCACCCCAGACCAAAUGCAUCCCUCUAAAGCUGCGCUUCAAGAGGCGCUGGAGUGAAGAUCAGCGCAUGGAGGCUUCACAGGAGGAGUCUGAUGAUAAGAAAGUGCGACCAGAGGAAGAGAGGAUACGACAGACUCAUUGUAACGGGCGAUUGGAGGUGGAGGAGGACGGGACAGGCAGUGCAGAAGGAGAAAGUCCCCCUCCUCUGAUGUACGAAGGCUCUUUAGCCACUCCCCUGGCCCCACACCGCAGAGUGAGUGCCGAACUACACCGUGCCACUGCACAACUGUCUCUGGAAAAUAAAGAGUGCUGAUGAAGACACUGUUGUACACUACUGCCCUCUGCUCACUCACAUAGUCCAGGGGUCUAUGAAAGGGCCUCUCUCAGAUUCCUUUCACUACAAUGAGGCCCAACUCCUGAAAGCAGCAGAGAACUACAAGAUCCUGCUUAACUACCAACACCUCAAAGACACAGACUUUGUUCUAGUAGUUUGAUCUUCUCUGUAUCAGGACUCUUGUGGUUUGAACCCUUUGUGGGAAGGAGAGAUGCAAGUGGCUGGUCCAAAUAGUGAAGCUGCAGAUAUUCUGCCCCCAUUUCCUCAAGGGACCCACUUUCUCAAAGCCUGCAACAGCCUAGCACUCUCCCUAUACUUUUCCUGGAGAACUGGACUUCAACAAGUGCCUGUAUGUACAGUGACACAGAGGAGCACAACAUAGGGGGAGGACUUUGAGUUGUUAUUGUCUCUAGAAAUUCCUACGAAAUUUAAGAAUUGCUAACAAAAUCUUGGGGCUCAUUAGGAACUUGUGUCUCUAUAGUUAAAGAGUGGGUGCUUUCUGACGGAACAUUUCAGAACUGACUCCUAAAUCUGGCUCACUCCACUCAGGGAAGAUUAUUGCUGUAUGCUCAUAGGAUUCAUGCACACAAGAAAACACACACGCAAGCAAAAACAAACUCAAGGCAACAGUUUUAAAAUACAUUUUUGUGACGCACAACUUUACAGCACUAAACGGCAUAAAGCUAUUGUACCUGCUUCUUUCUGCCUCUUCUGUCCUUUCUCGCUCGUGUGGACCACAUGUGGAAAAAUGCAAAUUCCACUUAUAAGAACCGUUUCCCCAGUGGAGUUGUGAGUAAAAACAGAAGAAUGACGACUUACUAGAGGUUUAGAGAAGUUGCUGCUAAGGGGGACAAGUGAGAACAGAAAAAUAUUAUAAACCAUUUCUCUGCAUAUUGUAUAUUUAAACUGAAAGUCCCUGCAGCACAAGAUACACCAGCCUCUGCAAUCUGUAAAACUAAAAACCAGCAAAUGUCCGUACAAAGAAUCCCACAUGCACAACACUGCCUUUGGCUCCAGCUCUUUGGUUUCAGCCCUGUCACCGGGUCCUCCAGAGUUUGUGAGCCACCUACAUGAAUUGGAGAAAGCAGGAUUGACACUGCCUCUCUAUGCCUUGUUUUUAUAGCAUGAAAACCAAGCUCUAGCAACACACAGACUAUACCUUUAUAUAUUUUAAAAUGAAGUUAUUACAAUUUUAAAACAGCCAUAGUGUUUUAAAUAUAUCAAAUAUUUCAGGAUUUUUAAAUAUUUUUGGGAGAUUGCAGCACAGUAAAAAAAACAAAAACAAAAAACAAAUAAAGCUAGGUGAUAAUAGCCAUAAUAUUCUGAGCACAAAACAGAAUAUAUAAAAAUAGGCCAGAACCAGAUGCAGGAUUUUCACAGUGGGAAACCUCUUCUUCAGUUUAGUUUCUUUGGUUGUUUUUUGGCCUGUUUCCCUCCAAAGCUCUCAGCUGCCUUAGAUCGAUGCAAAGGAAGACAUAGUUAAUCAUUUCUGCAAGACGAGGUAACUCCCCUCAAACUAUGCACAUGCUCUGAAUCCAUUAUAUUUUAGCAGACUUGAUUUUUGUUUAGCUCUACCAUUGGAUUGCUCAGCAUUUCAGCCCAUUGAUAGACUGACCUACAAAUGGAAAAUGACUGAAUUUUCCACAUUAAAUACACAUAGAAGCUUGUCUCAACAUGCAGAAAUCCACCGACAUUGUCACUAAAGCUUUUGUCUGUAAUUGAACUGACAGUUGCCUUAUUAUUAUUACAAUUUUUAUCCCAUUAACUGAAGAGGCACUCUUUAAAUCGUUAAUAUCUCUUCUCUUUCCCCUUAUCCAUGCCAUCACUUGUUGCAGUAGACUAACAGCACAAAAAGUCUCUCAAAAGAUUGUCGUUCUUCUGAUUUAAUUUUUCUUGAUUCGCAUUAUAGCUUUUAUGUUGUGGCAUCACAUCACAAACUCCUUUGAAUUCAACCCAAACCCUUACCGUUUUCUUUUUAACAAAUGUAAUAUAAUUAAAAUGUGUAAAUUUUGUGAGCUGACAGAGGAACAACAUUGGGAAAUUGGAGAAAAAGAUAGCAGAUAUUAUUGACAUGCAGAUGGGGUAAUUUUACCUUUUUUCGUCAUGUAUUGUAAUGUUUUGUUUUAUAAUCUGUUUUUUCUCUUGAUUGUGUAUAUUUUUUAUCAUUUACGGGGGACUGUACCAUUUUAAAAGAAUUCAAAAUUGAUUUCUAUUGUUUUAAUGUGUAAAUUUCUCCCCGUUUUUGGUCAUUAGUUUUGCUUUGUCUCCCAGAGCAGUUGCAUAACACUGCGAUGGAGAGAUGAAAGUUAAUACCAUGAUGUAACAUUGAAUUUCUCUUCUUCUGUCAUGUUAUUUUUUUUCAAUCUUGUAAUUAAGAUGUAAUCAGGGUUAUUAAACCAGUUAAAGCCCA